Plasmodium fragile is the source of this 2772-nucleotide messenger RNA. RefSeq lists its product as uncharacterized. Gene Ontology annotation, cellular component: nucleus. Gene Ontology annotation, molecular function: RNA binding. The transcript has a single exon. NCBI's taxonomy places the organism in Eukaryota, Apicomplexa, Aconoidasida, Haemosporida, Plasmodiidae. The record is from RefSeq and is a predicted model, not a curated record. The coding region runs from base 1 to 2772 and encodes 923 amino acids. Gene Ontology annotation, biological process: rRNA processing.
AUGAAUAAUAAUUCAUUCAAAAUAAAUGACAACACGUUAAGUAUGGAAAACUGGAUAGAGCAAGAAGUGAUAGAGAAUGAUGAAAAUCAGACUAGAAACCUGAGCGAGAGGAACAAAGAAGCGAUGCAUAGCGACGCGGAAAGCAAAGCACAACAGGGGGGAAGUAGAAACAAGGAAGAUUUGAAGAGACAAGAUGAAAACGACAGCGAAAUGGCGAUCAAGAAAGAAAUCAACAAAAUAAAUGAAUCCUCUAAUUACACCAAUUCUGAUACAACGAAAGAUUAUACAAUUAUUGUGCCCCCAAGGAAAAAAAUGAAAAACAUGACAGAUGAAGAGGUCGACGGGGAGGACAGUUUCUUUCCCGCAGGAAAACGCCAAAGUAGUGAACAGGAGUACAUUACCGAAUCGCUGCAAAGCAGUUCCUUGGAUUUGAAGCAUAAAAACAAAAAGUUAAAAAAAAAGAGCGUGUGUGAUGGUAGCAUGCAGGAGAACGGCCAUGAGGGAAAAAGUGGAAAAAAUAGACCCAAAGGAAAAAUUGCACAAUGUCAGGAGAUGUAUGACCAGACGGUCGAUGAGUUGAGCGAUGAAGGAGAGGCUGCAGACACCAGCGAAGUAAGCGACGAAGAGAGCAGUGAUGAGAGCAGCCAAAGAGAGGACGAUUUAAGCAACCCCCUUUUGAAGAAAAAAGGGAAAAAAAUGGACAAGCAAAAAAAACAUAACAUGUUAAGGGAAAAGCUAAACAAAACGAAAAAAAUUAACUUUAAAAAGGAAAAAAAUAACACCAAAAAUGAAAAACAGAGGUAUGCCAAGUAUAAGAGGAAUAAGGAAAAUAUCAAGAUGACCUUCGACGUGACCAGCCGCUUUACCGUCCUAGGUUGUGACUGGGACAAUAUAUCCAGUGCCGACAUUUUCUACCUGUUUGAGUCAUAUUACAAUUUUGAAAAGAGGAAAAAAAAAAACAUAGAUUAUACAAAAAGUAGAGCCGUGAAGAAGGUCACUAUAUACACCUCCAAAUAUGGAGAAAAAAAGCUCAAGCAGGAAAGAAAACAUGGCCCCAAAAUUAAUUUAGACAUCCUAAAGCUGAAAAGGAAAGGUGACGGAGCUGUCUAUAGGCACAACAACUUUCUGGAUUACUUUCAGGAUGAAGAGGAGGAGGAGGAGCAGGAAGAGGAUGAAGAUGACGGUGAAGAGGGUGACGAGGAGGGUGAUGUAGGUGACGAAGUAGGUGAUGAAGAGGCACUGAGCCCAAGUGAGGACACCGGCAACAGCAGCAGCGGAGGUGCCGACGAAAGUGUUAAUAGUGACGAGAGCGUCGAGAGUGACGAAAGCGCAGACGUGGACGAUACUGCUGAUCAGGACGACAGCACAGGCGAUGACGAAAGUGUAGACUCCGAGAGCAGUGCACGGGAUGAGGCAAAUGGUGAGAAGGCUCCCAGGAAGGAAGGCACAAAGGCGAAAUCACAUGGGAAGGACUCCUCCAAGGCCAAGCUUAAGAAAAAAUCAAACGAGCAAGCCGUUUUGCACGGCAGCCUCAGUGCCGACGAGGAAGAAGAAAAUGAAAAAAUACGACUAUACCAAAUCCAGCGUUCAAGAUACUAUUUCGCAGUAGUAGAAUGCUAUAAUAAAGAAAUUGUAGAAUUUUUAUAUGAAGAAUUGAACGACAUGGAUGCAGAUUUUUGCAUCAAUUAUUUGGAUCUUAGGAUAAUUGAUGAUAACUGCUCCCUUGAUGAUUAUAAGGUAAAAGAGACAUGCAAUAAGAUACCUGAUAAUUAUCAAUUCCAUUAUAGCGUGAGCACACCUCUAAAACAUACGCAUGCCAAGUCAACAUGGGAUGAAAAUCCCAAGAGGAAAAAACUUCUGUCCACGAGGUUUAGUGAAGAAAAGUUAAGAGAACUGGACCUGAAGGAAUAUCUAGCUAAUUCUUCAUCCAGCGAUGCGGAAGAGGAGGAAGAAGAGAAGGAGGACGGGCGAAAUCGCAACCAGGAUAACUCACAACUUAACAAAAGGGAAAAAUACAACAGGGAAGAUUAUAGAAAGCUGCUCCUUGGAGAUUGGUUAAAUGAAGAUGACACACAGAGUCCUCAAAAGGAAGAACUCAAUUGGGGAGUAGCCAAAACUGGUGGCAAAGGUACACGUGGAGACGACAUUAGCAAAAUGAACUUCUCCAUGUACAUGGACGAAAUGGAAGAAGACUUUGCAGACAGGGAGGGAGUUAUCAAUUUGUCGAAAGAGGGAAUUUUUGCCUCGAAUAAGAAGGCAGGUGGAAGUAUCACGAACGAGUUAGUUCAAAGUUACCAUCAAAAAGGUGCUGAAAAAAAUAAACAUAAAGCGAAAGGAAGCGCCGCUGCCAUUCUCAAUGCGAAGGAGGCGGAGGACGCGGACGACAGCGACAACGAAAACGAAGUCGUACAAGUUUUCAAAAACAUGCUAAAAAAUAAGGACCAAAAGGAAGAAAAGAAAAAUCCGUGGGAAAAGUACCUAGAUAGGGUGAGACAGAAAAAGAAAUUAAAGAAAAAGGCCUAUUUGGAGUCCCUGAAAAAGAAAGAUGAAGAAAUAAAAAAAAUCAUAACGAAAAAAACAAACAAAAGGAAAAAAGAUGUCAUGUUUAAAAGCCACGGAGAAAACCUGCUAGAAAAAGUAAAUGAUGGCCACCUAAUUGAUAGCAGAUUUGCUGACUUGUACAAAAAUAAAGAUUUUAAUUUGGAUAUCACGAACCCGAACUUUAAGAAGACCAAAUUUAAUGAAGAAAUACUUCAGAAGAAGAAGUUAUAA